AUGAACCUUAGUAACCACUUUCCUUCGUACAUUUCGGAUAUCGACCCCGAAGACUCGACAGCCGAGGUGUCUUCUGAAGUUCUUUGUAGUUCGGAGUAGUGUUGUAAAGUCGAGAAGUCAAGAUUUCGAUCGAUUCACUAACAACAUCUUUUCUUCCCGCAUGGCAGAUCAUUUUUCUUUUUUCGUUGCGUUUGGGAAGGCUCUGAAAAUUUGCUGUGAAGGUCUAGGUUGAGACUUUUAACAGUGGCUACCCGAGCAAAAUUUUACUAUUGAAUUUUAGGUUUUACAAAUGUUUCGUUUACACGGACAAAGUCCAGAUGGACCAAAAAAAGAUUCUGGAAAAGGCUCCUCUUUUCUUGACCUACAUAGGAAAAAAAGCGGAAAAAAUGGAAAAAGGAAAUUUAGAGAAAAUUUUGAUUCUUUUUUUGGAACUCUGAAAUAAGUUACUGAUUCCUUUUUUUUUAAGCACCUUUGGACUUUUUCCGUGUUAAGAAAAAAUUAAGCCUAAUGUGAAAAAAAAAAUGCAAUUUUGUAAAUUAAUCUUGAUAAAAAAACUACGAGAACCUUCAAAAAAAUUUCAAACUUCGAAAUUUCAGAAAAAUUCCAAACUCCAAAAAGAUGAGAACACUCUUCAGAGAAAAAUAAUUGUAUUUUGAUUUUUUUCAAACUCUCAAUUAAUUUUUUUAAAAAGGCUCAUUUGCGAAGGUUCCGUGCUCUAUUCACUGAUUUCCGACGAAGAUCAAAAUGCAGAAAUCUGAGAAAAUAACAAGUUUCGAGGACUAAUGACCCGUUUGCAGUCGACUCUGAAUGGUCGAACGGAGCCGCCGCCGCAAAUGCAGGUGCUCCCCCCACAGGUUGUCAUGGAUUUGCCAGCGGUUUUCCGUUGAACUCGGCCCGAUUUUUGAGGUUGGUGCCACCGGCGACGGCGUCGCUCAGAUCCACUGCUUCGUCUGCUACCAGCGAAUCGAGCGCGGCAAAAUCGUCGGCAACUGCUUCAAGCCAUGCAAUUGUCCCAUGUGAGUUUAUUCGCAUCGAAUAGGUCGAGUUUCAUCUUAAAAUUUUCUUCUCCUGAAAAAAGUCGGAAAGGGUCGAAAAUGGUUUCCUUUUUUUUUAAGAGUAAAAAAGGAUCCUUUUUGCUGCUUUUUUUUUGCAUCCAUUUUUGCUGCUUCUCCCAUUUUCCAUCAUUCUUUGAGCUUUUGAAAUCCAAGAAAAAAUGGAACGCUUGAUAAAGAGGCUCUUUUUGCUUUAUUUGUCCUGCCUUUUUGAGUUUGUCUCUUUUAGAGGCCGGUAUCCACCAUUCCGACUUUUCCCUAGCCUUCAGUUCUCGUAUUUUGCAAAUUCGUUUGAAGUCAAUGUAUGUCGUUUCUCAGACAAAUUAUACUUUUUUACGAGCUUUUUGCAAGAAUUCAUAAGGUCAAAAAAUAGGCAGCAAAAAAGAAUACAUAUUUGAUAAAAAAUAACGAAAAAAAAAGCAGAAUAAAAAAAUCUUUUCCCACGUUUUCAGCGAAAUUAUAGAGAAUUUUAGUUUUUGCUCGAACUUCCCUGUUUCUUUUUUUGCUUUCAAAAAGGCCGGAGACUCAAAACGAGCCUUCUGGAAAAAUUAGGUAUAGAUUGAUCGAAAUUCCUGGUUGGAGAGUUUAAAUUCGCCUAGACAGAGUCUUAAGAAGAUAAGACUCAACUUAACACUGAGAACGACUUAUCGCCUUAAAACUUUUUUAAUUCUCUUGAAAAACUUCAGGAAAAAUUUCACACAAACUAUCAUUAUUAUCAGAACAGGUUUUGAAAAAAUUGCUCUUAAAAUUCCAACCUCUUUUUGUAUAUCUUCCAGAGGCCAAUUUUCACUUUUUCAUGAUAUUCCAACUUUCGGACAAUGUUACCUUUACAUGGAAAAUUCACUUGAAAGCUCUUUUUCUGCCAGUCGCGAGGAACGCUUUUUUGAAAAUCGUUUUGUCGUUUGAAGAUACGAUGAUUUGAUAUUGUUUGUUUUUCUUUUCCCGCAUAUAUAUGUGCCAACGUCGCGUCAUCCAGCUUUCUGCAAUAUUUUUCAUCUUUUUUGACUGUAAUUCUUUGUCAAAGUUUCUUUUGGUGUAGUACCUUUGAAGAACUGUAGUCACUCGAGAACUUUAAAUUUUUUUAAGGAUGUCGAGGAAGGAUUUCUAACCAAAAAGACGAAAUUCAGCACAUAUCGUUCGAAAUUUGGUCGAUGUUUAAUAGAAAUUUCAAAGCAAAUAAUGUUAAUAUACAAUUAUUUUUCAUUGAAGUCGAAUCGCUUUUUUUCCUUUGCGAAAGGAAAUUUCUAACCUUUUUUCUCCAAGCUUUGCACUAAAUAAGCUUUACAGUAUAUCGAGUGUUUUGGCUAUUUUGAAUUCAAUUAUUAUUGCGAUUAUCACGCAGGAAAUUCCCUUUUCAAUAAGAGUUUUUAAGAUUCCAUUACUUCGUGAGAAGAAAAAUGAUAGAAAACGAAACGAGAAUGAGUAAGAAAAGAAUUGUAAAAAAUUGUUCGAAAGAACGUAUUAUUUAUUCCGUUUCUUCUUUUUGAUUGAUUCAGCGUUUAUUUGAUGCUUUGAUAAAAAAAAAGUUAUGAAUUUAUGAUUUUUUUUUUACAUUUAGCGAAGGUAUACGGAAAGCUUCUAUUUAUUUCCAUUCUUGACUUAAAACGGCGGGAAAUCGCUCGGAUAUUCCGAAAUUCAUCAAAGUUUAACUAUCCAAUCAGUUUUUUCAAUACUCUAUCGGUUAGUUUACCUCAUUUUUUUUUGUUGAAUCCGGAGUUUUUUUUCUAACUUCUUUCGAGUCUGAUUUGGUGAGAAUUUUCUUCUGAAAACUGAUUUGAGAGUCUUUCUGGCGAUAAGUAUAAAAAAAAAUGUAAAUUCAGUCCGUUUGCAGGCUGUGGGUACACUCAAAUUGUGCGAUAGAAAGUCCCGGGUUCAUGCGGACAAGGUGUUUGACCUGCGGUCACCGAAAUCAAGUCACAAAGGUUGAAAAAUGGCCCGUAAUCAUCAAUUUUGACCGUUUCAGAGGCACGUCGAGUGCGAUUUGUCAACCGUCGAGGAAUUGGCUGGUAAAUUGACUCGGCUUGUCGGAAAAAACGGGAUUCCUUUCAGAGGACGAGGAAGAAAACGCUCCAGCGACGGCCAACCGAGAAACGGUCGAAUGCGGCAUUUGCAAUGGGCAGAAAUACGUGGUAAAACUCAUCAUAUCGUGAAAAAAAUCCGUCUUUCAAUGUCACUACGUUGUCAGGGAAUGGAUCUUGCUUUUCCAUUCAAACCCUGUUGUACUUGGAACAGAUUUUUUGCGUCGAAUUUAGAAAUAUGAAAAACUUUUGAACAUCUAGUCAGAGCUCGACUGGCUUCGCUAAAAGGGUCCUGACACGAAGAGAAAGAAACAGUGCCUUGUUGGUGGAGAGCGCAGACAGGCCACGCCCUCUUAUAGCUGAUUCGGCUGGCUUGAGCCAUAGAAAAAAUGGUCCUGACACGGUAAUGCACGAAAUAGCGCCUGGCUCGUGGAGAGCGCAUACAGACCACGCCCACUUAGCGUCCCAAACAAGCCCGAAUCGGCUUUACAAGUGUCAUUUGUACUUAUUCUAUAAUCCUGUCAGAGUUCUUGAAAAAAGGGAAUUUUUGAGGGAAAAUAUUUCCUCUGAUCAAUUUUUCGGGGAAAGUUAUCGGCGUAAUGAGAAGAAACCGGUCUUUGAUUGUCGAAUCGAUAUUUUUAAAAUCUUUUUCUUAUAUUUGAGCUUUCACAAGCUCAAUUUCAAUGUCAAGGUCCAAUUAAUCUGAAGAAAUGUUCAAAAUAGCUCAUCUAGAGCUAUACUCGAAGUACUAGAAAUAUCCAAAGUCGGUCAAAAAUGAAAAAAAAAAACAAUGCACCAGAAUUAGAUAAUUUCCAUUUCGCGGAAAUCUCUUCGAACAUGGUUCUCGAAUUGAUGAAUAAAACCAUGGAACUUGAAUGAAUUUUCAUCAAAAAACUCAUUGGAGGGAAACGAACCAACACCGACUUUCGUUCCUCGAAAAUAUAAAAACUUUUGGAAACACGAAUCAUUUUUAGAGGCCAACUCCGGCUGAGAAAUCGGAUGCGCUGCUCAUAAGACCGUGUUUCUGCGGGUGGGUUGUAAUGAAAAAUCAUUUUUCAUCGACUAAUCUAUUUUAGGAAUGCAGUUCACCAUGGCUGUCUUGUCCAGAAGUUGCCCUUCCAGAAAUCGUGCCAACAUUGCGGCGUCGUCUACAAAUACAACAAAGUAAGGAAAAAUUAAAAAAAUAAUUUUUUUUGAAAAAGCUUCUGGUCUAUUUUAAUAAAAAAAUUUUUCUGCACUCCGCGCUCAAAAAUGAAAUAGAAAAUCUUUUUUUAAAAUUCUGACUGUAUUUAAUAUUUUACUAAAUAAACUUUGAAAGCGGCAAAAAGUUUUGCGUGAGUUUUUUUCAAAGAGUCUGAAAAAAAGGUAUAUAUGAAAUCAGCGGUUUUCAGUUUAUUCUUUUCUCCAAGUAAGACCUUUUCCAUGCGCCUUUAAAGAGCCUGAACAAAUCAAUCAGUGAGAAAUUUGCAAGAUUUGGAUCGAAAAUAAAUUUUUUUUUCAGUCAGAGGACUUGAAAAAGAGAUUCAAAAGCAGACUAAUUGGAUGGAAAAAAUAGUUCGAGAAAUUUUGUACUUUAAUGAUUUUUUUGUUGUUGAAGGAUGUGAAAUGGAACAAAGUUUGGUAGGCGAGCUUAUAAAACUGAAACUGACUGACUUGAGCCAUCGAAAAAAUGGUCCCGACGCGAUAAAAAAAAGUGACAGUACUCAGUUAGUGGAGAGCGAAGACAGGCCACGCCCCUCAGAGUCUCAAGCUAACUGUGAAUCGACUAUGAUUGAAUUUUUUUCAGUACGGCUCACUCGGCGACUACUUUAUCCGUUACUGGUUUCAAUACGCGACCGCCUUGAUUAUUUUGGGAACUUUGACGUUAUUGGCCUGGGUUUCAUUGAGUAACUCGUUUUUCUUCUCCAGAAACUGCUCCUCUUGGUGUGUUGGUGGGUUUUUCUUCAUAAGGGGAAAUCGCAAAGGAAAAAUAGAAGUGAAAAACGAGGAGUAAUCAAGAAAAAUACACAUUUUAUUUCGUAUCUAGCUGAGGAGGUUAAAGCGUAUCCUCAAUAUACGUCAGGAGAAAUUUUUUUUAUAUUGAUUCGGGGGUUUUUUUUGGAUCAAAAGAGAAGUUCUGUUAAGUCAAUGUCGAAAAUUUUCGAAAAAUUACAAAAAGAAACUUUUAAAAAAGCGUUCAAAGAUUGUGUCCGGCCGAUAGAAUUAUUCCAAAAGAGUUGCAAAAAAGUCAAAAAAUGACUUUUUUUUUAAGUUGAGAAGAAUGAGCUAAGGUGUGUUAGGGUGUUCAAAAACCUCAAGAAGGCUUUUUGGAGGCUUUCUGACGAAUAAGAAGUUGAGAGAAAAUGAACUUAUUUUUUUAACACUUUUUCGAAAGUGGAAAAGAAGAAUUGUGUUUCAAGUUACAACGUAGUAAUUUGCAGUGCUGACAGUUUUCGGCUGCUUAUUUUUCCUGGCCUCAGUGAGCUGCUUGGUUUUCCUCAUCAAAUGUACGUUCUGCAGACGAAUCCCACGCUUCAGACAACGAUACGGAAAGGUUCGGCUAUUUGGAAAAUUUAGGAAAAGGAAUUGGUUGAAUUGAUCCUUUUCUUCCAAAUCCGAGUUUUUCCGACUUAUUUUCUUUAAAUAACGUUCACGGAGACGAAUAUUUCCUCAGAAUCGAAGGAAAAAGGAAGUGAGUUUGGAAAGCUUGCUCCAAGGCUAAUAUUAGCAAAAGUGAAUAAUUCUGAAAAAAAAAUGGUCAAACGACGUCCAGCCCUCUUGGCAGCGUUUUUCUCUCGAAAAAAUUGUGAGUGGCCCCUAUAGGCUUUUGACGUUUUAGUGAUCAUUAUAGUAGUCUCUUUAGUAGCCACUUGAAAGAAAACUACUAUAGUGGCAGUGGUUUAGUGUCCUCUCCAAAUAGCUGUCGAGGAAUCUCUUAAGUGGCCACUAGAGUUUUUCCUAUUUGUAUCCAUUGAAAAAUGAGCUAAGGAAGCUCACGAGAACGCAGAAAAGAUGGUUCACUGAUGAUGUUUCCAGGUGACAAUGACAGACUACUGGCCAGGAACUUCGCCAGAAAAGCCCGCCGUCAAGCAGGUUUUCCGUCUCGUCCGACCAUCAACCGACGAUUUUCAGUUCCGUUUCGCGGUACCUGAGGCUCUUCCGAUGGAAGUUCGACCCCUGGCGACGACGAGAGAACUCCCGACGGCAGGUCCUAGAAAGGUCUCAGCGGCGCCGGACCUCGGCGAACUCUCCUUCGGCCAGUUCCUCUUCGGCGUCUCGACGGCUCAGAAGCAUCAAAGCUCCUCGACUCCCAUCGAAAACGACGCCAAUUUCACCUUCGAAAGCUCCACCGAGCCUGCCUAA
This is a messenger RNA of Caenorhabditis auriculariae, 6412 nucleotides long. Lineage: Eukaryota; Metazoa; Nematoda; Chromadorea; Rhabditida; Rhabditidae. The record is from the annotation of a GenBank genome assembly.